This is a messenger RNA of Pelagomonas calceolata, 526 nucleotides long. NCBI's taxonomy places the organism in Eukaryota, Pelagophyceae, Pelagomonadales, Pelagomonadaceae. The record is from the annotation of a GenBank genome assembly.
AUGUGUUGUGACUACUACUAUGUACAUCUUAUACCACUAAAACAGCUAGCCGCCCGAGAUCGGCGGAAUCAAGGCGACCUCGUCCCGGUGUUCGAGGACGGGAUCGGCGUCGACGCUCACAUACUGCUGGUUGAUGGCCAGCGGCAGCUCGAGCGCGUGCUCGCCCAGCAGCUUGAACCGCGCCGCGAUGGCCUGCCGCAGCGCCGUCGUCUUGCUGCCCUCGGGCAGCUCCGCCUGCCACUCGUCGACGCCGGCGGCGGCCUUGGCCGACGCGAAGAAGACGACCUUCACUUUUAUGGUGCUCGGCAUCGGUACGGCUGCGCGCGCUGCGUUACAAUCUGUACGGCUCCGCGCGCUGCGACGUCUGCACAAGCCCUUGUUGAGAUUGGCCUCUGUGCGCGCGCUGGCGGCGUGCGGCACUAACUGAUUAGACAGGGUCGUUGAUCUGUCACUGCUGGCGACCUGUUCGCGACGCGUGCGGUGCAGGCGUGCGGUCUACGCCGCUUCGCGCUCGUGCUGCCUUGCG